AUGCCUAGCAGACUAUCAAAGCUAUUUUCCUCCGACAAGGAGAAGGAAGCACUUGCCCAACGUGACAACAGUUCGCGUGGCAAAGACUCUUCCUCCUCUUCAGAGCAGCUUCCCAGCUACGAGCAGGACCAGAUCGAUCGGGACCACAUCUUACAGCCUCCAGAUAUCACCGCUGGCUUCAGCAACCUUUCCAUACGACCGUCUGUCAAUGGCGUCCCGGUCAAAGAAGAGACGGUCGCUCACCUCAAAGUUCUGGAAGCCUUCUAUCGCUUGAGGCAAUCAGUCGGCUCGCAGAGUGGCCUCUUUGGCAUUCACAACAACAUCGUCACAGGACACGGCCUGCCCGAAAGCGACAAGAUCGCAGAGCUUCUUGCCAGACUCGCGGAGAAGAGAUGGGCCAUCUACGUUCAGAGAGCCGUGGACCGGUUUGAAGCGUGGUGGAACGUCCUUCUACCCAAUGCGUACUGGCCAGAGCGUGUGCGAUUAGAAAGCGAAGGGAGACGAGGUCUUCUUGUCAAACCAGAGAACGUUGGAGGUAUGCCCUAUCGACUUGUCAUGGAUAAUCUGCCACCAGUCGACAUCUUGAUGGUUUGGCAUGCAUUCAUGCUCAACCCACGAGCUUACUUCGAAGACUGCUUGAGACAAGGCCAUAUGGCUUUUUGGCAUUGCUCGUUCCCGUGGGAAGAGGUCGCGGGUGCCAUCAACUCUGAGACCUUCGCGUUCGAGCCUUCAAUUGAGAUGCAGCAACACUUCACCGAGCUCACUAAUCUUCCUUGGGAUAAUUUGGAAGGGAACAAGCUACGGACUGUAAAAUGUCCUUAUUGCCAAGCGAGCAACGACGUCCCAUGGACUACAUGCGACUGGAAUACAGCUAUCGAUCAUGCGCUCUCUAGUGGCUAUGGUUUCUCAGACAAGGACUUUUUUGCGACCUGCAGCAGUUGUAACGCAUCCAUUCACCACGAUCGACUACGAGCUGGAAAGUUUGCCCGCGACCUUCGGAGAUUGAUUGUAGAUGACAAGCCGAUGGCUGGCACUGUCUUAGGCAUGGAAGGAAUUCCAUUCCAAGCUUUUGGCAAACGAGACGUGACCUCCGAAUCUGUCAUGAAGUUCCCUAAUGAACUCCUCAGGCAUGGACUUGGAACGGUUAUUGAAGGCAGUCGGAAAGCAGGUAUCUUCGAUUCAGAAGGGGCAGAUGGCCACAGUAUAGACGGCAUUCGUGGUAUGAUUGAAGGGAUGAUGAAGAACAAGAGCUAUAUGCGGAAGGUGAGAGGAAGCCAUUCGCACACACCGCAAAGAGCUGAGCGCGUGGCCAUUCGGAAGAUGAUGAGUCGAUAUUGGGACAACAGCUCACCAUUCGCGCUUGAUCUGGUAGGGGCAGUCAUCCGUCAAGGAACGUUUAUCGAAAAGAUGCAUAACAUUGACUGGCUGCAUUCUCCGGCGUUGCCAUCGACCAUGGAGAGGAUCAUCACGAAGUACCAGCACUUCAUGAACAUCAUGAAAGAUCAUCCUACACGAAUGGCUGUUCCAACACUUGACGUUGACCUGGUCUGGCACACGCAUCAACUCAACCCAGCAACGUACAUGGAGUACACGAUCACCAAAACUCGUCAAUUCAUCGACCAUGACGAUAAAGUUGCUGAAGUUCAGCUCAAUGACGCUUUCGCCUGGACGUCCAAGACCUACCAGAAACUCACCGGCCUCCCGUACUCCGAAUGCACUUGCUGGUACUGCGAAGCGAUCCGAGAGUCGCAUACUUCAGCCGCCAGUCGCUUCUUCCAGACUCCCUCUGCGACAGCUGCCGACGAGUUGCAUGCCUCCCCUCAAGAUCCCAAGAAGAGCGUGCACAUCUCAGCCCACAACGCCGUUCGCCCGACCGACGCAAAGUACGAUGCCGUUUCACGCUCUCACGCCGAUGAUCUCGAGAAAGCAUAUCAGAAGGCCUGCGAACGAGCGAAGAAGAAGGGCAAGCCGGUGCCGAAGAGGAAUGAUUAUUACUACUCUGAUGCGUAUGGGUACCCUGUCUACAUCCCGGCAUACUCUCCUUACAUUGGCUUUGUGCCUUACGCUCCAAUGUACUACCCUGCCACACCAGGCUGCAUGGCUGUCGGGGCUGGAGCUGUAGGUAACUGCUGUUCAGGAACCUGUGGCGGUGGUGUCGCCGCUGGUGGCUGUGCCGGAGCAGGCUCGGGCGGAUGUGCUGCAGGAGCUGCUGGCGGCUGUGGCGGCGGCGGUGGAGGAGGGUGUGGUGGAGGUGGCGGAGGAGGGUGUGGUGGCGGAGGAGGAGGAGGAGGUGGUGGUGGUGGAUGUUAG
This is a messenger RNA of Pseudocercospora fijiensis CIRAD86, 2310 nucleotides long. RefSeq lists its product as uncharacterized. The coding region runs from base 1 to 2310 and encodes 769 amino acids. Lineage: Eukaryota; Fungi; Ascomycota; Dothideomycetes; Mycosphaerellales; Mycosphaerellaceae. The record is from RefSeq and is a predicted model, not a curated record. The transcript is spliced from 2 exons.